Molecule: messenger RNA, 1662 nt
Organism: Paraglomus brasilianum
Lineage: Eukaryota; Fungi; Glomeromycota; Glomeromycetes; Paraglomerales; Paraglomeraceae
Source: the annotation of a GenBank genome assembly
AUGGAUAGAGAUAUACGAAUAGUUGUUGCUAUCGACUUUGGAACGACAUUUUCAGGAUUUGCAUAUGCAAACAAAGUAAACCCAGAGAUUGUUACAAACGACAGCUGGCCCGAACAGACUGGUGUGUUUAAAACAAACACCGUACUUCAAUACGAUGAGAAUUGGAACGUAACUAAAUGGGGAUAUCCAGCAUUAGCACAAGAGCCUGUGAAAAAAAAGAAAAGGGAUGCGACUCAUGCACACCAUGCCAAACCAGUUGAACUGUUCAAACUCUAUCUUGCGGCUGAUGCAGGAGGAGAAAUGCCAUCUUUACCACCAGGAUUAGACUUCAAGAGAGCGAUAACAGACUAUCUUGGUGAAAUGGCUAAAUUGAUAAAAGAGACAUUGGCUUCUCGGUGGCCAGGAGUUAGAUUUCCACAACAAGUCAGAGUUGUGUUGACAGUGCCUGCAGAAUGGACAGAGGAGGCAAAAGCAAUUAUGAGAGCAUGUGCCUUUCACGCUGGGCUUAUAGAAACGCUACGAUCCGAUCUGCUGGAGUUUACGACCGAGCCUGAGGCUGCUGCAAUACAUUGUAUCUCAAUUCUCAAAGAGCACGAGUUAAUGCCAGGAGCAUCCUUUAUGAUUGUGGAUUGUGGUGGUGGAACGGUAGACCUGACUACUAGACGAUUGUUGCCCGAGAAUCAACUUGGAGAAAUAACAGAAAGAUCAGGAGAAUUGUGUGGCAGUUCUUUUGUUGAUAGAGAGUUUCUAAAAUUUCUCGGCCGCAAACUUGGAUUCGAGGCAAUGAAUCAGCUUAAAACGAAUCAUUACGGUCAAUUACAAUAUUUGGUACAGUAUUUUUGUACCAAAGUCAAAUUCUCGUUUAACGGCAAUCCAAGCGAAUUCAGAGCUAAAGAAUUGGACAUUGAGCGAGUGUGUCCAGCUGUGAUGCAAUACAUGACGGAAAAAGCGCAUGCAGAAUUAGAUGACGUCGAUUGGAUUGUGGAAAUGACCUAUGAGGACGUAAAGAAGAUGUUUGAUCCAGUGGUGAACAAGAUUAUUACAUUGAUUGAGAGACAACUGAACGCAUCGGAUACUCCGUGUAGUUGUAUGUUUCUGGUUGGCGGGUUCGGCGAAUCGCAAUAUUUGCAGGCGCGUGUUAGAGCAACAUUUGGGAGAGCGGUUCCGGUAAUUGCUGUUCCUAAACAUCCAAUAGCAGCUGUUGUUCGCGGUGCUUUGUCAUAUGGUCUCAAUAUGUCUACUGUCAAGACGCGCGUUUUGAAAUGGAGCUAUGGAGUGGAAGUCAGUGCUCGUUGGGAGCCUGGUGACCCACCCGAGCGUAGGACUCCACAAGGCCGGCUAUUCAAGUUUCAUCAACUGGCUCGCCGCAGUACCGAAGUUGCUGUCAAUCAAAAAUUUCAAUACACAGCUGGACCUGUGAAUCCGAAUCAGACAGAUAUGAAUUUCAAUAUUUACGUUACUCCUGCCCUGAGUGCAAAGUAUUGUGAUGAAAAUGGCAUGCGGAUGUUGGGCAAGAUGAAGAUUGACCUGCCAGAUCCCCAUCUGGGUAAAGACCGAUUGAUACAGUUCACCUUGACGUUUGGAGCAAUGGAAGUCAAGGCAACCGCACAGAAUAUCAGAAACGGACAAAUUUAUCAGACAACUUUCGAUCUCGAGUUUUAA